AUGUCGCUUUCGAAAUUGCCGCCACGACCUGUUCGAAAUCUUGUCGGAAAAGUCGCCAUAGUCACCGGGGCCGGAGCAGCCGGCAGUGACCUAGGCAACGGCAGAGCCAUUGCCUUGCUCCUUGCCGAGGACGGCGCUUCUGUAAUAUGUGUUGACCGUGACGAAACCCUGGCCCAGAGAACCGUAGAGAUGAUACAGGAGCAAGGCAGUGGCUCCGGGGUUGCUUUCCGGGCCGAUGUUACCUCGGAUGACGAUUGCUCGCAGUGCGUCUCGCGAGCCAUGGCAGAGUACGGCCGGCUUGACAUUUUGGUGAACAAUGUCGGGAUUCUGGGACCCUCUGGAACCGCGGAAAACGUUGAUAUAGCAGCAUGGGCAAAAGGUCUAGAAAUCAAUGUGACGAGCAUGAUGAUUAUGGCCAAGCAUGCUAUUCCUGCCAUGCUGAAGAAUGAAGCUGGCGAAGGUGGCAUCAGAGGCAGCAUCGUCAACAUGGGCUCGGUUGCUGGUCUGCAAGGAGGGACACAGAGCUUGCUCUAUCCCACCAGCAAGGGUGCCGUGGUAAAUAUGACGCGGGCAAUGGCAGCAAAUCAUGGCCAAGACGGCAUCAGAGUCAACUGCGUAUGCCCAGGAAUGGUCUAUACCCCGAUGGUAUACAAUGCCGGCAGUGGCAUGUCCCAAGAAAUGCGAGAAGCCCGACGCGAUCGCAGCAUUCUGAGAACCGAGGGCAACGCGUGGGAUGUUGCCAGCGCCGUUCGAUUUCUGGCGGGAAAUGAAGCGCGGUGGAUUACUGGAACAAUUCUCACGGUCGAUGCUGGGGCAACCUGCGCAGGUUUUAUCCCCUUGAACCACUAA
This is a messenger RNA of Cordyceps militaris CM01, 849 nucleotides long. RefSeq names its product tropinone reductase, putative. The transcript has 2 exons. Lineage: Eukaryota; Fungi; Ascomycota; Sordariomycetes; Hypocreales; Cordycipitaceae. The record is from RefSeq and is a predicted model, not a curated record. Gene Ontology annotation, molecular function: oxidoreductase activity. Bases 1 to 849 code for a protein of 282 amino acids.